Molecule: messenger RNA, 2183 nt
Organism: Pipra filicauda (Wire-tailed manakin)
Lineage: Eukaryota; Metazoa; Chordata; Aves; Passeriformes; Pipridae
Gene: SNU13
Product: small nuclear ribonucleoprotein 13
Exons: 3
Coding region: 1-552 (183 amino acids)
Biological process (GO): mRNA splicing, via spliceosome; maturation of SSU-rRNA; ribosome biogenesis
Cellular component (GO): box C/D methylation guide snoRNP complex; precatalytic spliceosome; U4/U6 x U5 tri-snRNP complex
Molecular function (GO): RNA binding
Source: RefSeq, a predicted model, not a curated record
AUGGUGAGUGGCGUCGGGGCCUGGCUUCCGCCUUCGCCUCCUCUUCCUCCUUCUCCUUCUCUUCUCCUUGUCUUUUCCUUCUCCUUGUCCUCCUCCUCCGGGGAGCCCGGGGCGGAGGGUCGCCACCUCCCCGGCCGCGCGGCGGGCAGCACGUGGAGGCCGGGCGGGAGUGAGGCAGAAGUGAAUCCCAAAGCUUACCCGCUGGCUGAUGCACAGCUCACCAAAACACUGCUGGAUCUUGUGCAGCAAUCCUGCAACUAUAAGCAGCUACGCAAAGGAGCCAAUGAAGCCACCAAAACACUGAACAGAGGGAUUGCGGAGUUCAUUGUGAUGGCAGCAGAUGCAGAGCCCUUGGAGAUCAUCCUGCACCUCCCUCUUCUCUGUGAGGACAAGAACGUACCUUAUGUGUUUGUGCGGUCCAAGCAAGCCCUGGGCCGGGCGUGUGGUGUUUCCCGGCCUGUCAUCGCCUGCUCCAUCACCAUCAAGGAGGGAUCACAGCUAAAGCCUCAGAUCCAGUCUGUCCAGCAAGCUAUAGAAAGACUGUUGGUCUAAGUGCCCAUGAGUUUAAAUGUGUGUGGAACAGGAAAGUGGAAAUUAGGGGUCAUUAAUGUUUAGCUUCAGUUGAGAUGAUAGUUUUGAUAUCAGUGUUUCAAAAUGCCACAUUUUUGUUUAAUAAUGGCUUAAUUCUUAAUGUUUCUGCCCCAUCUCCCCACUUUUCUAUUAUUCUACUCCAACACAUUCAUUCUCCUUGUAUUACAUCUUGAAAAGUGAUCGUACAGCUGUAUCCUCUUUUAUGUUUAAAAGAAAGAAAAAGUCCCCCGCCCCCCUUAUUUCCCUGUCUGCCUGCUCAGGGCUUCUUUAACCCACCCAUCAGCUUUCUCUGCGUUGAAGUAUUUCUGCUAAGCUUCAGCGUCUAACAGGUGUGAGUAACUGUGUUUCCGAACAGUUUUGGCUGCUGAGUAAAAGGGCUGUGGGUUCCCCACCUUAAGUGACAGGGCACUGUAGGCCGUGUAUAAGGCGGGCAGCAGCUACUGUGUAGCAGCAGAUGGAGCCAAGAUCGGUACUUAUAGCACAGCCCUUGUUCUUGAAACCAGACGCAAGACUUCUCUAAGAGAUGUAUGGGGAACAGAAAUCUCAUGGCAGUACACAAGGGGAAAUGUUUUAUCUCAAUUAUUUUUAAGUACUGACUUUUGAAGAAAAAAAUAAAAAUGCUGACAAAGCUAAAUAUAAUUGUCAUUCCCUUGGUGAAGCAUUUGCAACUAACUGGAAUGUUUCUACUUGUACAGCUAAACUACUCAGAGGUUGCCUAAAGGCUGUUGCAGUGGAGUAAUUCAUACUCCUUCACUUUUCUUUGCAUGGACUGUUAUAAUUGAGCUUGGGCUUCCUAGAGAAGUUAAGUACAAAACCCAUGGUAGAGGGCAGCCUGUUGUGUCUGACGAGUACCCUACAUCUGGCUGAUAAUUAUAAGAAGUAUGUCAUGCUUUUUAGCUACUGCACUGUGGUCACCUGACUGAAGAUGAACCCUGUAAGUCACAGCCAAGGAAGCAGACAGCAAGUAAUUUUUCAAAUAAAUCAACUUGUGUCUCAAGAAGAGAAUGCUAGAUCAUUUGUUCUGGAAAAGCAUGGAGCACCACCAGCAUUCUGGAUUAGUGGUGGUUUUAUUGAACUAGCUUUAGUUAAAUGCAUAUUGUAUAAUCCACUUACUGCUCUGAACAGAAGUGUCUAAAGCCCUGUGUUGGAAUGGGCCAUAUCAAACCUGGUUCCUAUUGCAGGAUGCCAAAGCAAAGUAGUGUGGAAACAACAACAGGUAACACCAAUAGGUGCAACAGCAGAAGGCAAAAAUAAAUUUACCUGUAGUGUUUCCACAGAGGCACUAACUUCAUACCUUUAGUAAGUACAUCCCAAGCAGCUGAAAUCAGCUCAUGAAAUACUGAAGACAUUGUGUCUGUAUGUUUUUGUAAAUGGCUGAUAACUAAUCCUUGUGAACUUAUUACAAGUAUUUUUAGUCCUUUCAAUUGUAUGAGGUUUAGAAAGGCUGCUGUUCCCUUCUACUGAUGCUGACUGUUGAGCUAGUUGUGUUUAGAACCACAGCUUUGCCAAGGAUUUGCCCUAUUGUACCAAGACAGCUGAUGUAAGACAAAGCACAAAAGGAGCAGAAAUAAAGGAUUCUUGAGCAAGCAAAA